AAUAAUUAUUUAAAUAUGCUGCAGUGCAAAUUGACCCAAAAUUUUCGUGGCGAAGAGAUUUUGCUGCUGAUUGUUUUAUGGUGAAUAAUUUUUUUACUACUUUCAAUUAGCCCUACUUGGUUGAAGCUGAAUAUGGCCCUGGCCUCUUAUUUAUCUUGGUUGUCAAAUAUAUCUUGAAGUUUAUUAUCUGGUGCAAAAAAUGUUAUUAAGCAUAAAUGCAAAUCAAGGACAGUUUCUUUGAUAUCUGUUAUUAUGUUAAUUCAUUAAUUUUCUGUUGUUUACUUGUGUGUGUCCUAACCAAAGUGAAAGAUACAAUUCGAAUAUAGUGGAAGAUGAAACCCAUGUUGUUGCUUUUUCUAUAUAAUUUUCUCAUCCUAUAAUUUUUUUUGUCAAGAGUCAUUUUUUAAUUACUUCAGCAAAUAUGGAGAAGUAACAGAUUCUGUGAUAAUGACAAAUAAACUUUAUGGAAGGCCACGGGGGUUUGGCUGACUAAUGCACCUUAUGGCAAUGUUAUUGAGUGCCAAAUCAUGCUAGAUCACAAUACUGGGCGAUCUAGAGGCUUUGGAUUUGUCACUUUUGACGAUGAAGAUUCAGUUGAAAAGGUUUUUUCAGGGGGAAAAGUUCAUGAAAUUGGAGGCAAGCAGAGCUGAGCCCAACAAGAUCUGGGGUUGAUUACUGCAACACCUCAAGAAAAGUCAUAUGAUGGUUUUGGCAAUGGAAUGGAUGGAUAUGGUGGGAAUAGUUCCAGAAAUCGUAAUCAUGGAAAAAGAGGUGGACAGUAUACAGAUUCUGAAAUGAGCGGAGCAUUUGGUCAUUUUGAUGGGAACUUUGAGGGAAGUGCUGCCACUGUUUAUGGUGGCUAUGGAUUUGGAUAUGGUGGGCCAAUGUAUUGCUUUGGUGGUUAUGGACUCAAUUCUUAUGGUAAUCCUGGGGGUUAUGGUGGCGGCAUUUCUUCCUAUGAAGAUAGUGGUGGCUAUGACAGCGGCAAAGUGGCUAAGAAGGAUGAUGGUCCUACGUACAACCAUCCUUACUGGAAGUGAUUUGCUAUUGAAAGUCAGCAGAAAAGAUAUGGCUGCAAAGCAGUCUUCUGUACCACCCCUCAGGUUUGCUAUAUCAUCAUUCAUUCAGAUCAGAAGUAGGGGAACAAAAAGUAUAUAUGUUGUAUCUAAUGGGUUUUGCAAAACUUUCUUGGAACUUCUUUGAUAAGGACUGGCUAAUUUCUAGAAGCGUCAUAUAUUGAAAGAUCCCUGGACACUGGUAAAUUAGCUACCAAAAGUCCAAAAUCACACAAAUUUAUAUAUAUGUGUCCUGUAACUGUUGAUGAUUGAUUACAGUCGUUUGAAUUGUUUCUAAUAGCGAAACUUCAACUUUUUAUUUCUCCA
Molecule: messenger RNA, 1382 nt
Organism: Glycine soja
Lineage: Eukaryota; Viridiplantae; Streptophyta; Magnoliopsida; Fabales; Fabaceae
Product: heterogeneous nuclear ribonucleoprotein A3-like
Exons: 2
Coding region: 720-1040 (106 amino acids)
Source: RefSeq, a predicted model, not a curated record